AUGAGUUGGACACCCCUCGGACAAGUUGUCUAUGCCUUCGCUCCGGUCGCGCAUCUUCGCGCAUCUCUGCAAGCUUCAAUAUGGACCUGGGCUCAGGUAGCCAUCUCACCAGGCUUUAACAACCAAGGUAGAGACCUCACCACUACCCCUCCCAGUUGUCUGAACUAUUCUUAUCAAACAUGUCAAUUUCGCCCUCAACUUUCUGGAAACUGCACCGUGGCUCAUGCGCAUCUACAUUUGCAGGCUUUGAUAGUGACUAGUUCGCAAAGUCCGAGGGUGGCGAUCUUCGUCGCUUUGCACAUCGGGUCCAAAAUCCGGACCGGAAAUGAUUUCUUGUUCGUCCUCGAACUCCAAACUGCAGAUGUCGAGAAGAUAGCCGGAUUAAUUGAAACUCCCGUGGAGUCUACCAGAUCGGCCUACCCAAGGAUUCUCGCCAACGUACCGUGGUAG
Messenger RNA from Histoplasma capsulatum G186AR, 450 nucleotides. RefSeq lists its product as uncharacterized. The record is from RefSeq and is a predicted model, not a curated record. The transcript has 2 exons. Lineage: Eukaryota; Fungi; Ascomycota; Eurotiomycetes; Onygenales; Ajellomycetaceae. The coding region runs from base 1 to 450 and encodes 149 amino acids.